AUUCCUUUGAGCUUGCAAUUUAAAUUACAUGUGCAAUAUUAAUUAUAUAAUUAUACCAUCAAAGUAUUUAUACCAAGUGGGAGAUGUGCAUUUAAAUAUUAAGAACGUAUAAAAAAAAGAACAAAAGAAAUUUAUUCACUAAUUAUCCACCGGAUAUUUUUGAUAACGUAUACAAAUACCUGAUAAUUCAAAGAUGUUAUUUAAUGUAAAAUAUCAAACAUGAAAGUUGAAGCAAUAUGUCUUCAUCUUUUUAAUGCAUGCAUUAAUACAAUAUAACAUAUAAUAAAUUAUGUUAUAUUAUAUUAACAUACAGACGGUAAAAGACUUUAUGCGCUCAUAACGUAAUCUAUAUCUAUAAAGUUUACCGAAAGAUUCGCAGAUUUAGUGUAGCAGUGGAGCAACCGAUCGUUAUGUCAUUUGUCAUUUUUACGUCUUGUUAUUUUACUUUAUUGAAACAAAGUCAGUCGUAUCUUUAUAACCUUACGAAAUGUAUCAUAUUUAUCGCUUAAUUGUCUUUUGCAAAAGAUGAUUAUAUAAUAAAUAACUACUGGUUUGUAAUAUAUAUAUAUAUAUAUAUAUAUAUAUAUAUACAGCGCGUUAAUAUUUAGAACGUAAUUUAUUAGCCUACAAUAAAUGUAUCGUUCCUAAGUAUCCAUUGACCAGUAUCCCAAGAAAUUUUGAAGAAAAUACGAUCAACAAGUAAAAGCACACGCAAAUGCCACAUGUCAACCUCUAACAUAUCCUUCAUUGACGGCGUAGGUCUACUUAGAGAGAGAUAUGGCUGAUGAGAUAAUCAGUAAGCGAUUCCAAAUUUGAAUUUUGUAACACAUUAACAUAUAUGAUAACUUGUAUAUUUUUAUCACACAUUUGCAUCAGCAAAAUCAUAAUAUUUAUUCUAGAGAUAAACUCAAGUAAGACGUAUGAGAUAUGUCGCAAUCUUGCGAACGAAAUCCUCAUUCGAGAUGGAGCAACUCCUACAUUCAUAAAUACUCUUCUUUGCAUUCUGCGCCAACAUCAGAGGAAGAAAAAGCUUCACGAGCCCAUUCACCCCUUCUGACCUCUACGCAUUCGCAUCUGCUGGCUCAAGAAAAACUCACAUCCGCUUGCUGCAUUUGCUGCGAACAGUGCAACGGAUUAAAAUCGUCGAGGCGUUCAGCGAUUAUUAAUUAUAAGAAAUCGCGACAAUUGCAGGCAACUCUACAAGUAUAUUUGAUAAGGACCCAAGUGGAAGAGGCUGCGAUGGACGAUAAACAGACGACCUUGAUGCAGCAGCUGAGCUUAAUCAGCAAUGUAUUCGAAGCCGCUGUUCAACAUAUGCAAUCCUUACAAGUGUCGUAUCUCGCCGCGAAAAGAGUGUUCGAUAUGAGUCACGCCAUACUCGCACGUCAUUCUUCUUCGAGUGCAAAUUACACAAACAAUGAUUUCGUAUCGUAUCACGAACAGGUAAUUUUUAAGCGCACUUAAUUUCACGCUUUUAUAUUUCAAAAUUACGAAAAUUAAUGUUGAUCUGUAAAUAUUAAAUA
This is a messenger RNA of Nylanderia fulva, 1523 nucleotides long. The record is from RefSeq and is a predicted model, not a curated record. NCBI's taxonomy places the organism in Eukaryota, Metazoa, Arthropoda, Insecta, Hymenoptera, Formicidae.